UUGACCCGUCAGCAAGUUCACAUUGUGGAGAAACCGUUUACCUGUCCCGAUUGUGGGAUGGGAUUCACUCGAUCGUACCUACUGAAGAGGCACCAGUAUAUUCACACAGGGGAGAGGCCGUUCACUUGCUCUGAAUGUGGGAAGAGUUUUACUCGUUCAUCUGACUUACAGAGACACCAGAAAAUUCACACGGGGGAGAAGCCGUUUGUCUGCUCGGAGUGUGGGAAGAGAUUCAUUGAAUCAUUUGAGUUACAGAGACACGAGCAAAUUCACACUGGAGAGAGGCCGUUCACCUGCUCUGACUGUGGGAAGAGCUUUACUCGUUCAUCUGACUUACUGAGACACCAGACAAUUCACACGGAGCACAGGCCGUUCACCUGCUCUGAGUGUGGGAAGGGAUUUACUUAUUCAUCUAAUUUACAGAGACACCAGAGAAUUCACACGGGGGAGAGGCCGUUCACCUGCUCUGAGUGCGGGAUGGUAUUCAGCCGAACUUGCCACCUGGUGUGCCACCGGCGAGUUCACACUGCGGAGAAACCAUUUGUCUGUACCGAUUGUGGGAUGGGAUUUGAUCGAGCAAGGAGUCUGAAGAUCCACCAGGGAGUUCACACCGGGGAGAGGCCGUUCACCUGCUCCGAAUGUGGGAAGGAAUUUACUCGUUCAUCUAAGUUACUGAGACACCAGAAAAUACACUCGGGGGAGAAGCCGUGUGUGUGCACUGAGUGUGGGAAGAGAUUCAUUGAAUCAUAUCAGUUACAGAGACACCAGAAAAUUCACACGGGGGAGAAGCCAUUUGUCUGCUCUGAGUGUGGGAAGAGAUUCAUUGAAUCAAUUGAGUUACAGAGACACGAGCAAAUUCACACAGGAGUGAGGCCGUUCACCUGCUCUGACUGUGGAAAGGGAUAUGCUCGUUCAUCUGACUUACUGAAACACCAGAGAAUUCACACGGAAGACAGGCCGUUCACCUGCUCUGAGUGCGGGAAAGGAUUUAAUUAUUCAUCUUGUUUACAGAGACACCAGAGAAUCCACACGGGGGAGAGGCCGUUCACCUGCUCUGAGUGCGGGAUGGUAUUCAGCCGAUCUUGCCACCUGGUGUCCCACCAGCGAAUUCACACUGGGGAGAAACCAUUUGUCUGCUCCGAGUGUGGGAAGGGAUUCACUCAAUCUUCUAGCCUGAAGACCCACCAGCGAAUUCACGCUGUGGAGAAACCAUUUGCCUCUCCCAACCAUGGGUAGGGUUUCACCAGGUAGAAGAAGCAGAGGAUUGAUGUUCAGGAAUCUCUAACUCGUUUAUUUCACCGGCGUCUGAACGUGUGGGAGG
Molecule: messenger RNA, 1321 nt
Organism: Amblyraja radiata (thorny skate)
Lineage: Eukaryota; Metazoa; Chordata; Chondrichthyes; Rajiformes; Rajidae
Product: oocyte zinc finger protein XlCOF15-like
Exons: 2
Coding region: 58-1236 (392 amino acids)
Biological process (GO): regulation of cytokine production; regulation of immune system process; negative regulation of transcription by RNA polymerase II
Cellular component (GO): nucleoplasm
Molecular function (GO): DNA-binding transcription repressor activity, RNA polymerase II-specific; RNA polymerase II cis-regulatory region sequence-specific DNA binding
Source: RefSeq, a predicted model, not a curated record